This is a messenger RNA of Macaca mulatta (Rhesus monkey), 1740 nucleotides long. The record is from RefSeq and is a predicted model, not a curated record. Lineage: Eukaryota; Metazoa; Chordata; Mammalia; Primates; Cercopithecidae.
UUAUGCGAAAACAUGGCUGCGGCAGGUUUGGCCCUUCUUUGUAGGAGAGUCUCAGCUGCCCUGAAAGCUUCCAGGUCGUUAAUAACUCCUCAGGUCCCUGCCUGCACAGGGUAAGUGAUGGGUAAAGUAGGUUUGCCCACCUCUCCAACUCUGGAUCUUCUUUGGUUGCGGAGAUGCCAAGAACAGUUCAAGAAUGGAAAGGCCGCCUGGAUGGCAGAGCAGGAGCCCACUUUGGUGAGGAGUGAGUGACCUUGGAGAAGUCGCCCACCUCCGACAUUUCUAUUUCUUCCUCAUUUUGUUGCUGCCCGCUGCGGACAAGACAGUAUAUGGGGUUUUUUCUUGGUUUGUUGCCUAAGAGUACACCAAAUGUGACAUCCUUUCACCAAUAUAGAUUACUUCAUACCACAUUGUCAAGAAAAGGACUAGAAGAAUUUUUUGAUGACCCAAAAAACUGGGGGCAAGAAAAAGUAAAAUCUGGAGCAGCAUGGACCUGUCAGCAACUAAGGAACAAAAGUAAUGAAGAUUUACACAAACUUUGGUAUGUCUUACUGAAAGAAAGAAACAUGCUUUUAACCCUAGAGCAGGAGGCCAAGCGGCAGAGAUUGCCAAUGCCAAGUCCAGAGCGGUUAGAUAAGGUAGUAGAUUCCAUGGAUGCAUUAGAUAAAGUUGUCCAGGAAAGAGAAGAUGCCCUAAGGCUUCUUCAGACUGGCCAAGAAAGAGCCAGACCUGGUGCUUGGAGAAGAGACAUCUUUGGAAGAAUCAUCUGGCACAAGUUCAAGCAGUGGGUUAUACCUUGGCACCUAAAUAAAAGAUACAAUAGGAAACGAUUCUUUGCCAUGCCUUAUGUGGACCAUUUUCUCAGACUGGAACGUGAGAAACGAGCCCGCAUCAAAGCACGGAAGGAAAAUUUAGAGAGAAAGAAAGCAAAAAUUCUUCUAAAAAAGUUUCCACAUCUUGCUGAAGCGCAGAAGUCAAGUCUUGUCUAAGAUGUCUGAACUCUUAAAUUUACCAUUUUGUUUUUCUUGAAUAGUCUGUGUACAAGAGUAAAUAUGUUAAGUGGUUUAUAAAGAAAUUCUGUUUUUAGUCAAGUGACUUUAAUCAGUUGUUCUAAGUGUGAAUAUGGCAUGCUAAUUAGCUAAUUUGGUAGAAGCUAAUUUACCUCUAAAAAAUCAGGUAUAAAGUUCGGAUUAAAUUCCCACUUUAUGAAUUCUGACAUUUAAGCAGGCUUUAAAUGUCGCCUGCUAUCUUAGAGGGUGAAGGUGAUGGUAACUGCCACGGCAAAGGCAAUAACUGAAUUUGAGUAAUAAUUUUACCUCUGUUGUUAAUAGGAUAUGAAGAGGAUGUGGGUACUGCUUCAAAAUAAUGAUAAACACAUUCAGUCCUUAAAGUAGUAAGUCACAGUGCACCACAGUCCAAAAUUUAUUUCUGGAAUGGCUAAUUUUUAUUUAAUUCUAUAAGCCUGAGGUAAAAAGCAUAGGCAGUAACUUUUACUAGUCAAUAAAAAGCAAUUCUACCAAUCCACUGGUAAUUAAUAUACUAAACAGAGUUGGAAAGCAUUUUACUGAAAGCAAAAUAUUUAGAGAAAAUAGACAUUUAUACAAAAUUAUAAAAAUGCUUGUAAUAAGAAUAAGUGCAUUUCAAGGAAAGCACAAACUUAUCUUAAUUUAUAGAGCCAGUUAAAGCUUUAAAAAAUUUAAGUGGAAAUUGAAAUAUGCAAAAAUGUAUAAACAUUCUACAAAA